AUUCGGGUUUGGGUUUCUUUCUGUCCAAGAACCUCGUGUUUUCCAACUCGUCCAUUUUCUUGGUCUGUUUUGAAAAUUUUUACUUGCAAUAGACGUAAAAUACGAGAUAAUCAAGAGGGUUGGUGAAGAUAAAAUUGGGCUCUUUAGUUGUUUUCUUCGUCGCGAUUUUCUUGCAGUUUAAAAUUAUCCGAGUGUUGAGCGAGUGGUGUUCCAAUUUAUUGGGCAGUUUUUGCAAUACUUCAUUGGCUCUUUUCCUCGUCGUUGACCCAGAAAGAUUGAUCUUUGGUGAGAUUUUGAGGGAUUGUUUUGUUUCUUCUGAGUUCUAAGUGGGCUUUCGGUUUUCUUCAGAUUGAUGAUUCCUGUUCUUGUUAAGGGUCUUGAAUUUGAACGUCGAAAUAUUGGAUGAAUGAGAAAAUAAGAACAAAAGAUCAGAUAGUUGAUCUCAAGAGAGAGAAGGAUUCAUCAAGGACUUCCUGGUGCUCCGAAGUCAACUAUAUAUAUUUUUCUGUAAUUUGAUCAUUGUAAUGGAUGGAUCAAAUGGUAGUUCUAACUCGCCGGCUCCUUUUCUCCUGAAGACAUAUGAGAUGGUGGAUGAUCCUUUGACUAAUUCUAUCGUUUCUUGGAGUCAUACGGGACACAGUUUUGUUGUUUGGAAUCCACCUGAGUUUGCCAGAGAUUUGUUGCCUAAGUACUUCAAGCACAACAACUUCUCCAGCUUCAUUAGGCAACUUAAUACAUAUGGGUUUAGAAAGGUUGAUCCCGAUCAAUGGGAAUUUGCAAAUGAGGAGUUUAUCCGAGGACAGAGACAUCUUUUAAAGAAUAUACACAGGCGAAAGCCAAUCCACAGCCAUUCAGGGCAAGGAAAUCCAGUUCCAUUAACUGAUUCAGAAAGAGAUGAGUUCGAAAACCAGAUUGAAAAGCUGAAACAGGAAAAGCUUUUGCUUCAGUCAGAAGUUGACAGAUAUGAACAGGAGAAUCGAGGAUAUGAAUAUCAACUCAGGUCAUUAGGGCAGGCAUUGCAAAAUAUUGAUCAGAGGCAGCGGCAGUUGAUGGUCACCUUGGCUCAGUUAUUGCAGAAACCUGGAUACACCUCAAGCAUAAUGGAAAAUGCAGAAUCUUAUAGUAAGAAGAGAAGGUUGUUAGCCUUGCAUUUUUUGCAGGAUAAAGCCAAUCUAGGGGAGAACCAGAGCUUGACUGUCAUGGAAAAUUUAAGCAAUUUGUCUCUUCCAUUGUUAAAUGUGGAACAGGUUGAAAAAUUGGAUUCAUCCCUAACAUUUUGGGAGAAUUUUAUGCAUGUGAUUGACCAAAUUCCAUCUGAAGAUUCGCAUGAUUUUAGGCUGCCCCCCCCACCAGUUAUUACGGAAAUGGCCGCAUCAUCUGGGGACUCUGAUCUGAAUGUCCCUCCUCGCUCACCUGGGUACCAUAUGUCAGUGUCACCUCCGCAUAACUGUCAUUCCUCCCCCGAGCGGGCUGCAUCUUCGACUUAUGUUGACAGUCCAGCAAUAUCUUCCAUUUGCAUUGAUCUAGACUUCAGCGAGAAACCAGCACCAUCUGGCAUUGAUGUGAAUAUGAGCCCCAAUAAAAUUCCUGAUGUCGAAAUGCCAAAAGAUCGAGAACAGGAUGCCACCAUUUCUUCUGUGCCAGUUGGGGCCAAUGAUGUCUUUUGGCAACAGUUUCUGACAGAGGCUCCUGGUUCCUCUGUGGCACAGGAAGCACAAUCACAGAGAAGUGGAUAAAGAUGAUAAAAGGAUGCUAGUGCAUACACAAGCUAAGCACCCAACGGAUGGGACAUCUAACUCGAGUUAAAAGGAUGAUACCUGCCAAAUUUUUUGCUGGUCUGUGGUGCUAAGGGUUAAGCCAACUACCAGACACUUGAUUUCAUCAGAUUCAGUUCCUGAGUACCUCUGCUGGUAAAAUAUUAGACGCAUAUUUUUUUACCUUGAUUUUGCUUGUUUUACCUGUUCUCUUUUAUUUCUUGCAUCUCUAUGAUAGCAAAGUCAGGUUUUUGAACAUUAUUAAUGUAAUUUUCAUCUUAGUGUAAAAUAUUGAGCACCCUUAUCCUCUUUGUCUGUGUGUGUGUGUGUAUUCAUACAUAUAAUAUACACAUAUAAAUAUAAUUUACAUAUAUAUAUAUAUAUAUUGGAUUCCACAUAGUAUAUUUCUUGGCCCUCCACCAGUGGGAACUCUGAUUUCACUUUAAGUAGUUGAGAUUCUAAUACUACAAUAUGUAGCAUUAUCAUUUGUUGUCUUCUAGAUGUAAUUAAGUAUUUCAUUGGUGUCAAGUGCAGUGCUUACUUUCAUCAAUUCCUACUACUUCUUCAUCAACAUUUAUCAUGAACCCUGACUCCAAUGUAGUUUCUAUUCCAUCUCACUCAUCAUCCGUUUUUCUCAAUUUAGUGGGUUAACAGUGAAUUGAUUUAGAGUUUUAUUGCUUUUCUUCUACGAAGUGUAUAUUUUCUUAAUAUUUCUUUAUUCUGAUCAUGCUCAUGAAGGAUCCAGUGUAUAUAUGUUUACUUUGAGGACCUUUCUAGCUCACUUGAGACUUAUAUAAGCUAUUGUGUAGUGGAAAGUAUGUUGGUUGCAUUCUAUGUAUAUUCACGAUU
This is a messenger RNA of Sesamum indicum (sesame), 2603 nucleotides long. NCBI's taxonomy places the organism in Eukaryota, Viridiplantae, Streptophyta, Magnoliopsida, Lamiales, Pedaliaceae. The record is from RefSeq and is a predicted model, not a curated record.